CUAUUACAUCUCGCAAAUGAGCAACUACCAGCCCAGCAUGGAUGACCGCACUGACAAAAUGCAGGUCAUCGGCGGCUAUAGCUACACCUACUCCGAUGUGAAAAUUAUGUCGGCCAGAAUGGAUCCCCCUCCUCAUCCAGCCUGCCCUCCAAUCUCUCUGUUCGCUAAAAUAGUGAUCUAUCUUACGAAAAAAAGGCUCUUGGUGGCUUCGUGCGAGGAUAACUCCGUACCUGAGAGACGACGCCUAGUGGUGGCUACUCAAUCGAAGUGGGUCCCACUCAACAACGAAGGCCUGGCUACUCGCUUCUAUCACAGAGAUCCUGAAGACACGCUGUUGAAGAAGGAGUUUUGCAAGAUCUUUCCUGGUCUGACUGGAGACCCCGAGUAUGUCACCUUAGCGGAUCAUUUUUUCGAAGUAAGCUUGAGCCCUCAGCAACGUCUGCCUAUUGUGAUGACCGCUUCGGGUCCAGGCCCAGGUUAGCGGAUAUUCACCAUGUUGCCAUGUUUCGCGAUUAUCCAGUCUGUAUACUACUGAACAGCCCCUUUUUCUGUAAUCGUGGGAUCUAGUAUUUCCCUUUUGAAACUCGUUGUGCAGUCAGCCACCGUGCCCUGCGCAGACAUUUGUCCGAAAUAGUAGUACCAAUCUUGCCUCGGAUCGUAAUGAAUGUGUAAACGUUGUUUUGUGCUGCGGAUGGCUUCUGGAAGAAUUGUAGCAAAGUUCAAGUAUAAUUUCUAGAGGUGGGUGCUAAUAGUCAGUAUUACCGAAAUUGAACUUUCUGACAGCUUCCCGCACCUCCUUUGCAAACUCGUUCGCAAAAGAGCAAGAUAUGAAAGGAGAUGGCUACUAGCCGGAACAAAGCCGGGACGGCACGGAAUGAAAGAGGUGUGGCGCCGAGCUGCCGAAG
Desarmillaria tabescens is the source of this 905-nucleotide messenger RNA. RefSeq lists its product as uncharacterized. The record is from RefSeq and is a predicted model, not a curated record. Lineage: Eukaryota; Fungi; Basidiomycota; Agaricomycetes; Agaricales; Physalacriaceae. The transcript has 2 exons. The coding region runs from base 17 to 481 and encodes 154 amino acids.